GCUCAGCCACUCAAGUCAAGUCACUCUGUUCUGUUUUUCACUUGGGAGUUUUUCUGAAAACAUUUUGUUCAGAUUGAUUUGUUCAUCGGUUUUGUUACUGUGAAUUGUAAUUUUGUAUCAAAAAUAUUAAUGAUAUAAGUGUUUCUACUUCAACAUUAUCAAUCAGUAGUAAUGUCUGAACGAUUAAAAAGCACUCUGUCGCCAGAAGAAGAUUCCGCGAAGGUUAUAGAAGACCUGACAAAGGAUCUGGAAUUUAGAUUGAAUACAGAUACAAAUAAUGAUGCCCAUUUUGUGAUAAAUCCUGGAUCAAGUGCUGAAAACAUUCCACCUCCCGUUAGUGAUAACGAACAGUUUUCAGAUGUACCUUUAGAUGAAGAUUUAGACAAAGACUUCACAGAGAGAGACAAAACGGAAAGCGACACGGAUUCCAUAGACGAAGAAUCCCUCAAAGAUGCAGAGCUGGACCUCACGGAUGACCAGAAGCAGGAACGGAAGCUCAUCGCAGAAGAGUUGAAGGUGGUGGGCAAUGAGGCAUUCAGAGUGAAAGAUUAUGAGCGCAGCGUAGAGAAGUAUACUGAAGGUCUCAGAAUCUGCCCGCUCCAGUUCACACAGCUGCGGGCGUUCCUCUACUGCAACCGCAGCGCCGCGAGGAUGUCCCUACAGAAGUACACGAAAGCCGUCAAAGACUGCACAAAAGCUAUAGAGUUGGACGAUAAAUAUCUGAAGGCCUACUCCAGACGAGCGAUAUCAUACGAGGCAUUAGACAAACUAGACGAGAGCCUCGCUGACUUCAAGAAGAUUCUAGAACUAGACCCCUCACACAAGGAAGCGCAGAAAGCCGUCAUCCGUCUACCUCCCCUCAUAGAAGAGAAGAAUGAGAAACUUAAAACAGAAAUGUUAGGCAAAUUGAAAGAUCUGGGCAACAUGUUGUUGAAGCCGUUCGGCUUGUCCACGAAUAACUUUCAGCUUGAGCAAGACCCUGAGUCAAAGGGGUACAAAAUUAACUUUAAGCAAUGAGUUAAUUUGUAAUGUAUGUUUAUGUGUAUGUAAUGUAAUAUACCUAUUUGUAUGUUAAA
Messenger RNA from Amyelois transitella, 1076 nucleotides. RefSeq names its product tetratricopeptide repeat protein 1. The transcript is spliced from 4 exons. The coding region runs from base 172 to 1017 and encodes 281 amino acids. NCBI's taxonomy places the organism in Eukaryota, Metazoa, Arthropoda, Insecta, Lepidoptera, Pyralidae. Gene Ontology annotation, molecular function: protein binding. The record is from RefSeq and is a predicted model, not a curated record.